CUUCGAGCAGAAGCAGGGGGAAAUAUUACCUCGGUUAUUACGUGUAAUCUGACAUUCUUAGACAUUUGAUUAAAACAAAAUGUCUUUGCGCUGGAACCCACCCUGUACUCGACUUGUGCUGGUGUUAACAAUGAUAGUUGCAACAGUUCUCACAGUUGUAUAUUUCAAAGGAUCGAAUUUUGUCGCUAAUAUUCCCAGGACAGAGUUGUCCUCUGUUAAUAACCUGCACAUAAAACUGGGUAACAUUCAAAACGCCAUCAGUGAGUUGUCUUGGGACAUCAAAGAGAGGGAGAAUGAGAUACAGCCCCAAGUUGAAGUGAGGACCAAACCGUCGCUUCAAGCACAACCCUUUAAGAAGAAGAUCCCAUGGCAGGGGAUUGCGUACAGAAGAACAAACGGAUCAUGGGUAGCAGAUGACAGUGUGUGUACAGAAGACGAAGUGUUUGAUCGGGCGACUCUCAAAACACCCGCUGGAAAUACGCCCAUCUUCAUCCACGAUGUCGUCGUAGAUCGCUCAGUCUCUAAACGCCUGAAGGCUGUUGGUAAUUGGGAGCCGGAAGUCAUGUACACUGCUUUUGAAGCACUGAAAGAAAAUAAAGAUCACGUGUUUGUCGACGUCGGAGGCAAUAUUGGAACAUUCAGUCUUGCUGCUGCUAAACUGGGGCACAGGGUCAUCUCUGUUGAGCCCUAUGCUAUGAACACUAAACGCCUGUGCCGAGGAGUGGUAAAAGGUGGGUUUGCUGGACAGAUGUUUGUCAUAUAUAAUGCAAUGUCAUACGUGCGGGAAACAAUUUCAUUUAAAGUCUUCCCAAAGGAGGCUGCAAUGACACGCAUUGUCAAAGCAACUAACACCAAACCAAGCAGCGAUGCGGUAACGACCAUUCAGAUGAACGAUCUGUUGGAGAUGUUUGACAUCAAGUCAGCUGUUUUGAAGAUGGACUGUGAGGACCAUGAAGUAGAUGUGAUGAAAGGUGCCGAGAUUUUCUUCAAGGUUGUCGAUGUGCGCAUGGUGAUUAUUGAAUGGGACAAACUUUACAAAAACCCAGAAACACCAUAUAUAAUAGAAAUGAUGGAACGAUUCAAAUUUAAACCAUAUACAAUUGGCAAGGACGCAAAGCCUUUGAAUAUCUCUGAAUACAAUCAAUGGAAUAUAAGGAACAUUGUGUUCAAAAGAUAAGAAUAACACAUGUGUUGUAUAUAUUCUGAUGCUGUUUUAUCAUAUAUCUGUGAAUCACUUAAAUUGUUCAUUUCAUUUUUGUCCUUGAUGCGUCAAUUUGGAAGUGUCCCGUACACGUCUACAAUAAAAA
Messenger RNA from Haliotis rufescens (red abalone), 1307 nucleotides. RefSeq lists its product as uncharacterized. Bases 80 to 1177 code for a protein of 365 amino acids. The transcript has a single exon. NCBI's taxonomy places the organism in Eukaryota, Metazoa, Mollusca, Gastropoda, Lepetellida, Haliotidae. The record is from RefSeq and is a predicted model, not a curated record.